Messenger RNA from Nematolebias whitei (Rio pearlfish), 3940 nucleotides. RefSeq names its product WASH complex subunit 4 (gene washc4). NCBI's taxonomy places the organism in Eukaryota, Metazoa, Chordata, Actinopteri, Cyprinodontiformes, Rivulidae. The record is from RefSeq and is a predicted model, not a curated record. Gene Ontology annotation, biological process: endosomal transport; endosome organization. The coding region runs from base 92 to 3607 and encodes 1171 amino acids. The transcript has 33 exons. Gene Ontology annotation, cellular component: endosome; WASH complex.
CAAAAAAAAAUCACAAGACCUAUCAUGGGAUUGUACUGUUAACUUAGCAGUACUGUGUGUUUCGGGUUUUGGGUGAUUUUUUUCUGGAAACAUGGCAGUGGACAGCAUCGCACCGGACUGGGAGUUUGACCGUUUUGACGACGGUUCACAAAAAAUACACACAGAGGUUCAGCUGAAAAACUACAGCAGGUUCCUGGAGGAGUACACCUCCCAGCUGAAGGGUAUCGAAGAAGCUCUGGAUGACUCCAUAGGAGAUGUUUGGGACUUCACACUGGACCCCAUCGCACUGAAACUUCUCCCUUAUGAACAGUCGUCUUUAUUGGAGCUGAUUAAAACUGACAAUAAGGUUCUGAACAAAGUUAUUACAGUUUAUGCUGCACUUUGUAGUGAAGUGAAAAAGCUCAAAUAUGAGGCAGAAACCAAGUUCUACAAUGGCUUAUUGUAUUAUGGAGAGGGAGUGUAUGAAACUAGCGGUGUUGAAGGAGAGUCACAGAUUCAAAUGGGCAGAUUCAUUUCAUUCCUACAGGAGCUGUCCUGCUUUGUUUCAAGAUGUUACGAAGUGGUGGUCAGCAUUGUCCAUCAGCUAGCUGCCCUCUACAGCAGCAACAGGAGUGCAACAAAAAUCAUUGAAUCAUCAGGUGUCCAUUUUCAAGUUGUGUAUGAACAUCUGGGGGAGUUGUUGGUGGUGCUCAUUACACUUGAUGAAAUUAUGGAAAAUCAUAGUACACUAAAAGAUCAUUGGAAGAUGUAUAAAAGGUUAUUGAAGUCUGUACAUCAUAAUCCUGGAAAGUUUUCCAUCUUUGAAGAGAAGCUAAAACCGUUUGAGAAGCUCCUGCUCAAGCUGGAGGGACAGCUGCUGGAUGGCAUGAUCGUGCAGGCCUGUGUGGAGCAGAGGUUUGAUGAUCCAGGGGAGGGAGUUGCCAUCUCCAAAAACAGUGUUUUUGCUGAGGAGUUUGCGUUCAACAUUCGCACCUUAUUCACAAAUGUGGAGUCAAAAAUUGGCGAACCUACAGAAAUUGACCAGAGAGAUAAAUAUGCUUCAGUCUGUGCUCUGUUUGUCCUCCACUUUCACAUUUUCAGGUGUGUCGACAAAAAGCUCUACAAGGCGUUGCUUGAUGUCUGCAAAAAGGUUCCCGCCAUCACUCUGGUUGCAAACAUCAUCUGGUUUCCCGACACAUUUCUCACCACUAAAGUCCCGGCUGCAGCAAAAAUGAUGGACAAAAAGAGCCUUCAGGCAAUCAGAGUGCAGAGAGACGCCUACCUGCAGCAAAGAGCUCAGACGUUAACAAAGGAUGUUCAGUCUUACUACAUUUUUGUAACUUCCUGGAUGAUGAAAAUGGAGUCAAUCUUGUCCAAGGAGCAUAAAAGUGACAAGCUGGAAGAAGACCUUAACAGCAGAUGUAUUGUGUUUGUGCAGGGCAUCCUGUACGCUUAUAGCAUCAGCACCAUCAUCAAGACCACCAUGAACAUGUACAUGUCAAUGCAGCGGCCCAUGACCAAGACCUCUGUUAAAGCACUUUGUCGUCUAAUUGAGUUGCUCAAGGCUGUGGAGCACACCUUUCACCGACGGUCGAUGGUUGUAGCCGACUCAGUUUCUCACAUCACUCUGCAGCUUCAGUCUCAGGCCCUCAACUCUAUCAGUACUGCCAAGAAAAGAGUGAUCUCUGACAAGAAGUAUAGUGAGCAGCGGCUGGAUGUGCUGUCUUCUUUAGUGCUUGCAGAAAAUGCUCUGAGUGGACCAAGCACAAAAGAGCGCCGCCUGGUGGUGUCUCUGGCUCUGUGCGUCGGCACUCAGCUGAAAACCUUCAGAGAUGAGGAGCUGCUGCCCCUGCAGCUGGUACUAAAGAAAAUGGAUUUGAUUAGUGAGCUCAGUGAAAGAGUUAAGCUUCAGUGUGACUGUAGUUUCCUUUACUGGCACCGAGCGGUUUUUCCCAUUUAUCUAGAUGACGUAUAUGACAAUGCUGUAGACGCAGCACGAAUACACUACAUGUUUAGUGCUCUCAGGGACGGUGUGUCAUCCAUGCUGCAAGCCAAACACUUGGAGUCAUGUGACCAGCUGCUGGAGAGCUACAAGAAGGAGAUAAUGGAUGUUUUUAAUGAGCACCUCCUCGACAAGCUGUGUAAGGAGAUUGAGAAGGACCUGCGUCUCUCCGUUCACACCCACCUGAAGCUCGACGACAGGAAUCCCUUCAAAGUGGGCAUGAAGGACCUGGCCCACUUCUUUUCCGUCAAACCCAUCCGAUUCUUCAACCGCUUCAUUCACAUCAAAGCCUAUGUGACCCACUACUUGGACAAAACAUUUUACAACCUCACCACUGUCGCCCUGCAUGACUGGGCCACCUACAGUGAGAUGAGAAACCUCGCGACGCAGCGCUACGGACUCACAAUGACCGAGGCACACCUGCCCAGCCAGACCCUGGAGCAGGGUUUGGACGUUCUGGAGAUCAUGAGAAACAUUCAUGUUUUUGUUUCACGCUACCUGUACAACCUCAACAACCAGAUCUUCAUCGAAAAGGCAAGCAACAACAAACAUCUGAACACCAUCAACAUCCGCCACGUGGCUAACUCGAUCCGGACGCACGGCACGGGCAUCAUGAACACCACCGUCAACUUCACCUACCAGUUCCUGCGGAAAAAAUUUUACAUCUUCAGUCAGUUUAUGUACGAUGAACACAUCAAGUCUAGACUUAUAAAGGACAUCCGGUUCUUCAGGGAAACAAAAGACCAGUCGGAUCAGAAGUACCCGUUUGAGCGUGCAGAAAAGUUCAACCGAGGCAUCCGAAAGCUGGGCCUCACUCCUGAUGGACAGAGCUACCUGAACCAGUUCAGACAGCUCAUCAGCCAGAUAGGAAACGCCAUGGGCUACGUGCGUAUGAUCCGUUCUGGAGGCCUCCACUGUUGCAGCAGCGCCAUCAGAUUUGUCCCAGACCUGGAGGAUAUAGUCAACUUUGAGGAGUUGGUGAAGGAGGAAGGACUGUCAGAGGAGACCCAGAGGGCUGCUAGUGUUCUAGAUUCAGUGUUGAGCGAUCUGACCAGCAACUCUGCAGAGGGGACGGAGUACUUCAACAUGCUGGUGGCUGUGUUUGCACCGGAGUUUCGCAGCGCCAAGAAUAUGCACCUGAGGAACUUCUACAUGAUCGUACCCCCUCUGACUGUGAAUUUUGUGGAGCACUCCAUCAGCUGCAAAGAGAAACUAAACAAGAAGAACAAAACCGGAGCUGCUUUUACAGACGAUGGCUUUGCAAUGGGCGUGGCGUACAUUCUGAAGCUGCUGGACCAGUACCUGGAGUUUGACUCUCUGCACUGGUUCCAGGCGGUCCGAGAUAAGUACAGGAAAGAGCUGAGUGCCGUGGCGAAGGAGCAGAACGUGCAGUCUGCCGGUCAAGAUGAGAAGUUGCUUCAAACUAUGAAUCUCACCCAGAAGAGGCUGGAUGUCUACCUGCAGGAGUUUGAGCUGCUUUACUUCUCACUGAGCAGCGCACGGAUCUUCUUCAGAGCCGACAAGACGGCGGCCGAGGAAACUCUGGAGAAGAAAGAUAAAGAAGAAACUGGAAAAGCAGGAGGUUCGUGUGAAGGGUCCGCGGGUUCGGAACCAUCUUCGAAGUGAGCUGCCCGGCGAGAUCAGCAGGACCUCUUACUGGAUCUGAACUCCUGCAGAGUGACGGCAGUCUGCAUCUAAAGUGUGUGGUUACGGGAUAAAAGACUGGAAAACUCAGAUUUAUUGAUGGAUGUUUUUGUACACAAUCAUUUUCACAGAAUUCUGCGUGUUGUGUGUGCAGCCACAGGAAGUCUUGGUGUUUCCUUUGUGACAUCCUGCAGCUGCCAGCAUCCAUGAACUGUCUGGGUUUGUUGCCUUUUGUAGAACAGAUUAAAUAAUUUUAGUUUGCACUUGGGCUGAUUGUCCUACAGCAGUAACUGAUCAUGUUUUGUUUGAAAUCAC